Closterium sp. NIES-67 is the source of this 4210-nucleotide messenger RNA. Lineage: Eukaryota; Viridiplantae; Streptophyta; Zygnematophyceae; Desmidiales; Closteriaceae. The record is from the annotation of a GenBank genome assembly.
UGACCAAUGCCUUUGCUCGUCGCACCCCCCUCUUCGUUCCGUCGGCUCGAUCCCUGCUACUGUACGAGGCACAGUAGCGCUUCACAGUGUUUGAGAAACUCACUCUCUGGUCUCUAGAGAAUUCCGCCCGCACUACUCCUGGUCCUGGUGCCUGACCUGCCAAUGAACUACCUCCCUCAGGCGCUCCCGGGAUUCCGUCCGCCUUGUUCCAUCGAUCCGUAUGUCGUAAUGUUCGUCGUCCCCUUCCACAAAACGGACAGUGUAUUCCUUCUUUCCCUUUAUCCUCCUCCAUAGGCAUCUAUGAUCUAACGUCUUGUCCAGCUGCCAAAUGGUCAGCCGGUAACUUUCGUGGCGCUUGGCACCAUUCAGCUCAUAAGACGCAUCGCAACUGAUAGGCUCGACGUUUACCGCACCAGGUCGACGGUGUUCUAAAGACCUUACUUCGAAAUUAAUCUUGCCAUUGGCUUCCGCCGGAAGUAGGCACUGUGGGCAUCACUCACCACCACCUAGGCAGGCAGACCAGCUCGUUCAUAGCUCAGUACUUAAUCAAUGAUUCGGCCCUCUCGUCCUCUGCGUCUCGGACCAGGAUGGCCACGGUAGAGGCACCACCUUACACUUCGAGCUCCCCGUAGAUCUCGCCCGAUUUCGCCAUGGCACUUCGCCACGUUCGUUCUCCACGCGCGUUACUCCCGUACACUCUCCUCCUCGUACUCUUCUCGUCGUCGCUCCCUCCCUUUACUGGGCCGAGCUCAUGGGUACCAUUAGGAGGAGGAGUUGGAAUAAGGGCCAGCGUUGCAACGCGUCUAGGCCUAGCAGAAGCAGCAGCAGCGCCAAAGGCGGCGUCAGCAGCAAAAUCAGCAGCAGCAAAAUCAGCAGCAGCAAAAACAGCAGCAGCAUCAGAAUCAGCAGCAGCAGCAGCUGCAGCGGCGCAAGGGAUACUAGCAUCGGACGCGCUAGAGCUACUGGGUUUGCGAUUGGUGGAGGCCCUCGCUGACGGCCACCCAGGAUGCAUCGCCGACCCGGCGGCGGAGGCGCAGCGCACCUUCCCCGUGCGCUCCCCAAAUUCCUUCGCGAGGGUGGCGGCGUGCGAGAAGAAAGGCGACUUGCCUCGCCGAGUGUGCUCGUCUGGGGAGCUCGCGGCGUUCGUGCGAUCGCUCAACGCACAGACAGGCGGGACCGAUCCGUCGCAGGAAAGUACCAGCACCAGCAGCGGCAGCAGCGGCGGCAGCGGCAGCGGCAAGGGUGGGACGAGGGAGGAGAGCAGCACGUGGGACGGUAGUAUCGACGGUAGUCUUCUGGAUCCGAUCAAUUGCAAUGGCUCCUCACCGCUGCUGGGUUGCCUCCCAGGCUUUGCUAGUCCCGUCGCUACCCCUCCCCUAAAUACCACCUCUCGUGUCGCAUCCGCUGCAUCUGCGCCUUCCGCUUUCCCCGCGGUCUCCGCUUCCGCCUCCGCGGAGUCGUUCUCUUCCCCCUUUGCGUGGAUUUUCGUGCCCGGGUCCUCCGCGCUCGCCCGCCACCAGCUUCCGCCGGCACCCCUGCGCGAGGACCCGCCCUCCGCCUGCUGCGCGGGGUUCUUCUGCCCCGCGGGGCUUGCGUGCAUGAUACCAUGUCCCGCGGGGUCCUUUUGCCCGUCGCCCGUGACACCUCGAGGCUUCUCCUGCUCACCCUACGCCUACCCGCCCGUGCUGCACUCCACCACCAACAUGAGCCGCCCGCAGUGCGGGGGAGCGGACCAGUGGGGCGCCCCAGCGCAGGCCACGGGCAGCAGCACCACCUAUGGCUCGUUCAACGGCUCCUUCCUCCCGCUCUCGCCCUCCUCUGCCCCCUCCCUCUCCUCCUCAUCUGCUCUCACCUUCUCGCCUGCUUCUUCUUCCUCUGCCGCUGCUGCUGCCGCCUCCUAUUCGUCCUGGCUGCCUGUGCUCGCGUGUCCCGAGGGGUUCUUCUGCCCUGAUGCUGGCACUAUCAAGCCGUGCCCGCCCAGCCACAUCUGUCCAGCUGGCUCCACUGCUCCAAGCCGCGUCACUAAUGGCAGUCAGAUGCAGUCAUCCGAUCAGUUCUUUCUCGCCCUCUGUCUCACGCUCUUGACGUUGGCCGUGGCGCUGCUCCUCCCCCCGUGCUUCCUCCUCUCAGUGCGCCCCCUUGAGCGGGCGCGCAGGGCAACGGCGGAGGCGCGUUCCCCCCACCGCCUGCUGCCCUCCCCCCGCUUCCAUGGCAGGGGCAUGGGGGGCAGGGGGGGCAGCCGUUGGUGGAGAUGGUGGGGGGACUGGAGGGGGGGAAAAGGUGGAGGGAGACUGGGGGCAGUCGGAGGAGGAGGAGCGGUGGAAGGGAGGCGGUGUUGUGGUUCUAGUGGUGGUGGUGCGGGGGGAGUUGGCUCUGGUGGUGGGGCUGCGGUGGGUGCAGUGUGGUGGAGGCGGGUGGUGGCGCUGGUUGGUGCGCCUGUGAGGAGGGUGUGCGGGGCGAAGCUGGCGUUCCUGGGGUGCAGAGUUCAUCAUGCGUUCGUGCCGCUGUCUCACCCCGACCUGUCGGAGUCCCGCGCGUCCUCCCGCACCUCCUCCUUCUCCUUCGCGCGCUGCCACCCCUCCUGCACCUCCCUCCACUCCACCCCCCCAGUCCACCGCACGCCCCCGCACUCCACCCUCCCCCCGCUCGCCAGCCAAGAGGGCGCGGGGAAGGGGGACGAGGGGGGAAGAACGGGGUCGGCGGAAGGGGAACGGCCGUUGGAGAGUGGCAGGGAGGUGCUGGUGGCGGGAUUGGAGCAGCUGACAAGUCCCAACCCUGUCAUUAUGGGCGGCAUGCCCACAAGUCUUAAUCCCAACCCGGAUGGGCAUGGUGGCAUGGAUGUGGGCAUGGAUGUGGGCGUGGGCGUGGGCGUGGGCAUGGGCAUGGGUGCAGGUGUGCCGUAUGGGUAUGAUCAAGGGCUGCUGGAAAGCGGAGGGGGAGGAGGUAUAGCUGGGCAGCUGCAGCAUCCACUGCAGCAACAGCAGCAGCAGCUGGGUCCAGGCAUGGGCUUGGUAGCAUCAUCACCAGCGGCAACUUCUGUGGCUGCGGGUGGUACAGACUCGUUAUUAUUGGACUCGUUUGCAUGUGCAGCGACACCUGCAGCAGCAGCAGCAGCAGCAGCAGCAGUAGCCAAUCUGCCUGUCAUAGGAGCAGUGUCCCCUUUCGCCCUCCCCACCACAACCCCAUACCCUCACACCACCCCCCAGACCAUCCCCAGUCAACCCAGCACCUUCCCCCUCCACACACCCGCCUCCGCCCCUCCCGCGCUUUCGUUUCCCUCCCCUGGGGGAAACAUCCAGCCGCGCGGGGCGGAAGGCGGGCGAUUGUUUGGGGAGCUCGGGGAAGGUCUGGGGCCGGAUGGAUCAGCAGCAGCAGCAGCAGCAGGAGCAGGCGCUGGUGCUGAGGCAAGUGAAGCAGCUGGCGCAGCGGGGGCAGAAGCGGGGGAAGGGGCAGGUACGUGGGCGCGCGGGGGAGGGUUAGGCGCGCACAGCCUCCCCCUCCGCUUCCCCGGAUUAGAGGCCGCGUUCGCGUCCGCGUCCUCUGCGCCCAGCCCAGACGAGUUUCUCCGCCUGGUCGAGUUCCAGAACAACAUGAUGGGGACUUCCGCGCUGGACCUGCGCGCAGGCGCGGGCGGAAGCGGAUGGGGGGGCGCCGGGGGCGGAGUAGCGGGUGACGGCGCUGGUGGACGCUACGCUGGAGGCGGAGAAGAGGCGGGGCGCGGGGGAGGAGCGGAGCCGGGGUCCCUGGAGGAGCUCUUCAAUGAGGCGGUCAGCUGUGGGGCCAGUGGACUGCUGCAGGGCCAAAUGCGGCGCAUGCUGCGCGUUGACCUGGUCAACGUCUCCAUCGCCAUGCCCGCCUCCCUGCCCUCCUCCCACUCCCCUCCUUCCCCCUCCUCCGCUUCCUCCUCCGACUCUACCCGCUCUGCGCCCCACCGCGCCACCCCUCUGGCCGUGACCUGUCUGCAUGCGAAGCUGCACCCGGGGCGGAUCACGUCCGUGCUGGGACCCACGGCAGGGAGGAGUGCGCUGCUUGAGGUGCUCUCAGGCCAACCCAGCAGCAGUGUGGUGGUGGGGGGCCACAUAGCAGUGGAGGGGGCGCCAGCAGCCAUGGCGUCGUACCGCCCACUCAUAGGCUAUAUGGCUGCGGGCUCGGCCCUGCCGUGCCCCUUCCUCACUGUCGACGAGUACCUCACCCUGCACGCCCACAUGCG